AUGUUUGGUAUGGAUCUCACCAAGCCCUCUAGGGUCUCAGUGGCGGCUCCUAAACCUCGUACUGCUACGAAAAGCAAGACCACCACUUCAUCGUCAACGCCCUCAAAAGUCAAAGCUACUUCAUCAACGUCUACACCCACAACUUCUUCUUCGACGAAAAAUAAAGAUAAAGAUGUGAAGAGAACAAAUUCGUACUCUAAAGAUCCCAAGGGGUUCUUCGCGAAUUUACAGCAGAAUGAGAGAGAGUAUAAUAGGGUGCACGAUAGAGUGGAGUAUGCACAUUCGAAGGACAAGGCCAAGGAUAACGGUAAUACCACUUCCAUUUCCACUCCCUACAAAGGUAAAGAUAAGAUCAAUGGGAAUGGGAAAUCCACUCGAAAAGAAUUACCUUCUUCCUCUGCAUCGUCUUCGUCUACUACAACAGUAACCAAAACCAAGACGAAAGGAGGAACGAGAAUUCUCCCUCGCGAACAGACUCCAACUGUCCAUUCAGAUGAGGAAGAUGAGAUGGCCUUGGGAAGUACACCUCCUGAGAAUAUGCAUGAUGGAUACAGCGAUUAUAGGUCUUCUGUGUCUCGAUCUGUUUCACCGGGUAGAAUCACUUCUACCCCUACACCCAACGGAAAGAAGAAGAAAGUGUUAGUGCCUGCUUCAUCGGAUGGGGAGAUGUAUAAUACCCCGAAACCAAGGAUGAAAAAGAGAUCUAGUGAAGAUGAAGAUGAGAAUCAUGUUGGUACAGAGAAAAAGAAGAAGAGAAGGGAAGACGAUGACAAAGGGCAGACAAGCAAAUCCGAGGAAGAGGAAUAUCAACGAUUGGAUUUGGAGAAAGAAGAGAGGAAGAGUAAAAGAGAAAGUUUCGGCGGGACGGAUUUCUUCAAGCAAUUGGGUAAAUUGAGGAAGAAAGGUGAUUAUGAGGAUCCCGAUAUAACAGAUGAACAAAUUGAUCUUUCGAAAUUGCUUGAAGAUGUAGCGGAAGAAGAUGAAGAUCUGAGUGAAGAAGAUAGGAUGUACCUAGCACCAUACAAAAGUAGAACGGAACUAUGUCCAUACUGCUCCGGACCGUUCCCCUCCAAACCAUCCCCAAACCUCCUUCGUCAACAAGAAGAACUCCAUUCCCUAUCCACACCCAAACCUACCGACUCGAAUCCCAACGCAAGGGAACUCAGCUGGCAAAAGCACAUUGAAUUUUGCGCCUUGCACCACGCCGAAAUUUCCAUUAUACCUCUUGGACUCAGAGCGGGAUAUCCGGAAUCUAUCGAUUUUGCGAAUUUGGAUGGGAGGUUGGAAAGUGGUUGGAUAAGAGAACGGCUCGACGAAAUUACUAAGAAACCCCUAACGUCUCAGGCGUUUAGGACGGUAAUCAAGCAGAUCGAUGAGGUUGGGAAAGAUACCUGGGCAGGUGUGAAAUGGCAAUCUAAACCUGAGAAUUUGGCUGCUGUCAAAACUGGCUAUUAUGGUGACUUGGGACGAAUCAUCUUGAUCGAGCAUUUCCUGUCGAUGAGGAAAUGGGGAUAUUACCCAUGGCUUAAGAGUGAUACUCCGAUGUAUCCCGAUUUGAUCGAUCCCCUAAGUUGGACCGAAUUCGUCACUCAUAUAUUGGUACCUGAAGCUUCGGUAUUGCUUAUCAUGGAUGAUCAUGGUCAUGGUCAUGGCCAUUGUCAUGGAGAGGGAUAUGAGGAGAGUGAAAAGAUAAGAAAGGAAAGUGUUGGAUAUGGUACAUGGAAAUUUAGAGAAGACGAUGAUGAUUCGAAGGUUGUUAUGGAUGAAUUGAUGGAUAGGAAAGAUGACAAGAAGAAAAGGUUGAAGAGGAUUCGUAAAGCUCAACUGCAAGAAAGAGAAGGGAGAUCGAACAAAGAUGAAAUCAAGGAUGAAGAAGAUGGUGCAGAUUUGAUGACACCUAAACCCAAGUCUAAGCUGAAGUCGAGAUUGGAAAAGAAAGGAAGUAUAAUUGAGGUUGAAGGUUCACCCGAUACCACUCCAAUCAUACUCAAAACACAAAGGGAUAGAUUUAAACAUCCAAAUUCGAGUCAAACGUCCACAAAGUACGAUACAGGCACUGGUAAAGGUACAGACGAAGAUAAACCGAUGAUUGGUUCAUCUCAAAGUACGGAUUACGAUGGGGAUUGGAACGAGCGAGAUUUUCUGGAAGCUGCUAAGAUUGUCUCUUAG
This is a messenger RNA of Kwoniella botswanensis, 2169 nucleotides long. RefSeq lists its product as uncharacterized. The transcript is spliced from 5 exons. The record is from RefSeq and is a predicted model, not a curated record. Bases 1 to 2169 code for a protein of 722 amino acids. Lineage: Eukaryota; Fungi; Basidiomycota; Tremellomycetes; Tremellales; Cryptococcaceae.